Onychostoma macrolepis is the source of this 10824-nucleotide messenger RNA. RefSeq names its product NACHT, LRR and PYD domains-containing protein 3-like. NCBI's taxonomy places the organism in Eukaryota, Metazoa, Chordata, Actinopteri, Cypriniformes, Cyprinidae. Gene Ontology annotation, molecular function: protein binding. Bases 37 to 3528 code for a protein of 1163 amino acids. The record is from RefSeq and is a predicted model, not a curated record. The transcript has 10 exons.
AGCAGGGUUAAACCAUAGGAGACACCGCCUGUUAAAAUGAGUCUCUACAAGGAGAGAGAGGAGGGGGAUGUUGUUCAGAACCAGACAGCAGCAUCUCCAGAACCCAGCUGUGUGUCUAUGAAGAGUGUUGAGUCCAUGAGAAAACCCCUAACGUUCAGUAAUGAACCACUGAUCUUCAGCCCCAGAUCACAUGGAAGUCAUACAGCAUCAUCUCCAGAGCCCAGCUGUGUGUCAAUGAAGAGUGUUGAAUCCAUGAGAAAACCCCUUACGUUCAGUGAUAAGACAGCGAUCUUCAACCCUAGAUCAUGUGAAAGUCAGACAGCAGCAUCUCCAGAGCCCAGCUGUGUGUCUAUGAAGAGUGUUGAAUCCAUGAGAAAACCCCUUACAUUCAGUGAUAGGACAGCGAUCCUAAACCCCAGAGAUUAUCAGACUGGAGAACUGCAGGUUUCUCACUUACCAGUAGAUGAUGUACUACAGAAAGUCAAAGACCAGCACAAAACCAGCAUGAAUAACAAGUAUGAGAGAUUAUUUGAAGGAAACAACCUACAUGAGAAUGCAACCCUUCUGAACAGCAUCUACACGCAGCUGUACAUCAUCGAGGGAGAGAGUGAAGGAGUGCAUGAAGACCAUGAGGUUUUACAGAUGGAGAAAACACCCAGAACACAACACUCUCAAGAAAUUCAAAUCUUCUGCAAUGACAUCUUUAAACCCUUGGUGGGACCAAGCUGUAAAGUGAAAGACAAAAUAAAGACUGUUCUUACUAAAGGCAUUGCUGGAAUUGGAAAAACCGUUUCUGUGCAGAAGUUCAUUCUGGACUGGGCCGAGGGCAAAGCAAAUCAGGAUGUAGAUUUCAUGUUUGUGCUUCCAUUUCGAGAGAUGAACUUGAUUAAAGACAAUCAGUACAGUCUUCACAGACUUCUGCUGGACUUUCAUCCUGAACUUCAAGAUCUGAACUCAAAAGUUUAUGAGGAGUGUAAAGUUGUGUUUAUCUUUGAUGGUCUGGAUGAAAGCAGAAUCACACUGAUGUUUUCAGAUGAUGAAAAAGUUAGUGAUGUGAAUGAGACUUCAUCAGUGGGUGUGUUGAUGUCAAAGCUCAUGAAAGGAGAGCUGCUUCCCUCUGCUCUCAUCUGGAUCACCACCAGACCAGCAGCAGCCCAUCAGAUCCCCUCCAAAUACAUCAACCUUGUGACUGAAAUUCAGGGAUUCAGUGACCCUCAGAAGGAGGAAUAUUUUAGGAAGAGAAUCAGUGACGAGCAUCAAGCCAUCGGAAUCAUUUCACACAUUCGAAGGUCAAGAAGCCUCCACAUCAUGUGCCACAUACCUGUCUUCUGCUGGAUCUCAGCCAAUGUGCUUCAAAACCUCCUGAAACAAGAUGAAAGAUCAGAAAUCCCUCAAAAUCUGACUGAAAUGUACAUCCAUUUCCUGCUGAUUCAGAUCAACAAAAGAAAUCAGAAGUAUGAAGAGAGAGAUCCAGAGAAACUCCUGCAGUCCAACAGAGAUGUGAUUGUGAAACUUGCUGACCUGGCCUUCAAACAGCUGAUGAAGGGCAAUGUCAUGUUUUAUGAGGAAGACCUGAAAGAGAGCGGUAUAGACGCCACUGAUGCCUCUGUGUAUUCUGGGAUUUGCACUGAGAUCUUUAAGGAGGAAUCGGUGAUUAAUCACAGGAAGGUCUACUGCUUCAUACAUCGGAGCUUUCAGGAGUUUCUGGCUGCUUUAUUUGUGUUUUACUCCCAUCUGAUAAAGAAUAUGGAGUCAUUGCAGUUUUUUCUGGAUAACAGACAUGAGAGCUACACGUCUAAGCAAAACCCUUUGUGUGAGCUUCUUAAAUCAGCAGUUGAUAAAACUCUUCAGAGUACAAAUGGUUACCUGGACCUUUUUCUGAGGUUCCUUUUGGGCAUCUCACUGGAGACCAAUCAGAGACUCUUAAAGGAUCUACUGACAAGUAAAGAAGACAGCUCAGAGACCAUCAGAAAAAUCACACGGUACAUUAAAGACAAAAUUAAGGAAAGCUACGGUUACUUAGCUAACAGAUCCAUUAGUCUGUUCCUCUGCCUUCUUGAAGUUAAUGAUCAGACUCUGUACAGAGAGAUUCAGGAGUUUGUGCAAUCAGGUGAACAUUCAGAGAAUAAACUUUCCCCUGGUCACUGCUCAGCAAUAGCCUACAUGCUUCAGAUGUCAGAGGAAGUGCUGGAUGAAUUUGAUUUCAUGAAAUACAACACAUCAAAUGUGGGUAAAAUGAGACUGAUACCAGCGAUGAUUAAUUGCAGAAAAGCUAUCCUUGUUGGAUGCCGUCUAUCUGAUCAGCACUGUGAAAGUUUGUCUACCGCUCUGCAGUCAUCAAACUCCCAUUUAACAGAGCUGAACCUGAAUAACAAUGACCUAAAGGAUUCAGGAGUGAAGCUGUUCUCUGUUGGACUCAAGAGUUCAGACUGUCAACUGAAAAUACUCAGUAUGGCAGGUUGUGGAUUUACUGGUCAGUGCUGUGAAAGUUUGUCUUCAGCUCUCCAAUCAUCAAACUCCCAUCUGAGAGAGCUGAACCUCAGUAACAAUUGCCUGCAGGAUUCUGGAGUGAAGCUGCUCUCUGAUGGACUGAAGGGUUCACAUUGUCAACUGAACAUACUGAGAUUGGUCAACUGUAAUAUCACUGGUGAGUGCUGUGAAAGUUUGUCUUCAGCUCUACAGUCAACCAACUCCUGUCUGAGAGAGCUUGACCUUAGUAACAACGAUCUGCAGGAUUCAGGAGUGAAGUGGCUCUCUGAUGGACUGAAGAGUUCACAUUGUCAACUGAACAUACUGAGAUUGUCUGGCUGUAUGGUGACAGAGCAAGGCUGUCAAUAUCUGUCUUCAUCUCUGAGGUCAAACUCCUCACACCUGAGAGAACUGGAUUUGAGCUACAAUCAUCCAGGAGAUUCAGGAGUCAAACUGCUCAACCAUCCAAACACACUAGAUAAACUUAAUGUGGAUAAUGGAGGAGAGUUGAGGAUUACAGCAGGCCUACACAAAUAUGCCUGUGGUCUCACCCUAGAUCCAAACACAGCUCAUGCACGUCUCAUUCUGUCCGAAAAGAACAGAAAGGUGACAUUUGUGGAAAAGCCUCAAUCAUAUCCUGAUCAUCCAGAAAGAUUUGAUGGGUGUCCUCAGGUUCUGUGUAGAGAUAGUCUGUCUGGACGCUGUUACUGGGAGGCUGAAUGGAUUGAAAAUGCUAUUAUAUCAGUGACAUAUAAAGGAAUCAGAAGGAAAGGAGGAAGUUGUGCCUGUGAAUUUGGAUACAAUAAGCAUUCCUGGAGUCUGAUAUGUUAUAACAACAAAUUUUCUUUCUGGCACAAUCUUAUUUCAAUUGACAUAUGUUUCCCUUCACACUCCUGUAGGAGAGUAGGAGUGUAUGUGGACGUGUCAGCUGGCACUCUGUCCUUCUACAGUGUCUCUGACACACACACACUCACACACUUACACACAUACAAUAAUGCAUUCACUGAGUCUCUCUAUGCUGGAUUUACAGUUUUUGAUUCACUGUCUCUGUAUCAGUGAGUAACAACAGAGACAGCAGUGAUCAGCUCUUUCUUUUUUGCUCAUCCUACACUUUUUGCACUGGAAACAGUUGACCUCAAACCAAAUCAAUGAGAGGUAGCUGUUUGCCAGUGGAGGAUAGCUUGGCUGGCAGUGCAGGAUGAGAGAUUUUUCCAAUUGGUAUUCCUUCCAACUGAGUUGUUUUUCACCCUCAUGCCCCUGACUGAUUUAAUGUAUUAUUUUGCUGCAUACCACUGCAAAAAAUGUCCAAAUAUUCCAGUCAGUGUUUUAGUCUAAUAGGUUGUUUGCACAUGACGUCACGAGGCGGUGCGAAAUGCAGAUGGAGGGCAGGAAGUGAUUUUCUUCACAGAGAGCAGUAUCAAAUGCCUCUGUUUUGCUGCGUUUUAUGGUUGCUCAAAUCGAGAAACCACAAGGAGCUUUUAUCAUCUACCAAAACCUGUUGUUCAUCAGGGGGAAAAAUGAAAGAAAUUGACUGAAAAAUUCAAGAAAAGGUGACUUGUAAACCUGCGUCUGUAUGAAUACGAAUCAUAUACAAGUGCAUCUCAAAAAAUUUAAAUAUCGUGAAAAAGUUAUUUUUUUUAUUGUAACAUUUCAAAAAGUGAAACUUUCAUAUAUUCUAGAUUCAUUACAUGUAAAGUAAAAUAUUUCAAAAGUUUUUUUUGUUUUAAUUUUGAUUAUUAGAGCUUACAGCUCAUGAAAGUCCAAAAUCCAGUAUCUCAAAAUAUUAGAAUAUUUCCUAAGAUCAAUCAAAAAAAGGAUUAGCCAAGCAGAAAAGUUCAAGUUCUUUAAAGUAUGUUCAUUUAUGCACUCAAUACUUCGUCGGGGCUCCUUUAGCACAAAUUCCAGCAUCAGUGAGGUGUGGCAUGGAAGCAAUCAGCCUGUGGCACUACUGAGGCACUAUAUUGAGCCUUUAACUCAUCUGAAUUGUUGGAUCGACUGUUUCUCAUCUUUCUCUUGAAAAUAUCCCAUAGAUUCCAUAUGGGGUUCAGGUCAGGCAUGUUGGCUGGCCAGUCAAGCACAGUAAUAUCAUGGUCAGCAUCUCCAUAAAGCUUUUCAGCAGAUGGAAGCAUAAAGUGCUCCAAAAUCUCCUGGUAGACGGCCGCAUUGACUUUGGACUUGAUAAAACACAAUGGACCGACACCAGCAGACGACACGGCGCGGCACCCCAAAUCAUCACUGACUUCGGAAACUUCACACUGGACUUCAAGCAGCUUGGAUUCUGUGCCUCUCCACUCUUACUCCAGACUCCAGACCUUGAUUUCCAAACGAAAUGGAAAAUUUACUUUUAUCUGAAAAGAGGACUUUAGACCACUGAGCAACAGUCCAGUUCUUUUUCUCUUUAGCCCAGGUAAGAUACUUCUGAUGUUGUUUCAGAAGUGGCUUGAUAGCCCUUUUCCUGAAGACGUCUGAGCAUGGUGACUCUUGAUGCACUUACUCCAGCUUCAGUCCACUCCCAAGUGUUUGAAUCGGCUUUGCUUGACUGUAUUCUCAAGCUUGCGGCCAUCCCUGUUGCUUGUGCACCUUUUCUACCCAAUUUCUUCCUUCCAGUCAACUUUGCAUUUAAUAUGCUUUGAUACAGCACUCUGUGAACAGCCACCCCUUUCAGCAAUGACCUUCUGUGACUUACCCUCUUUGUGGAGGGUGUCAAUGAUUGUCUUCUGGACCAUUGCCAAGUCAGCAGUCAUCCCCAUUAUUGUGGUUUCAAAGAACAAGAGAUACCCCAAAUUUAUACUGUAGGGAUGGUCAUUAAUGAAGCUUAAAUGUAAAUAUUCUAAUAUUUUGAGAUACUGAAUUUUUGACUUUCAUGAGCUGUAAGCUCUAAUCAUCAAAAUUUAAAAAAAAAAACUUUUGAAAUGUUUUACUUUACAUGUAAUGAAUCUAGAAUAUAUGAAAGUUUCACUUUUUGAAAUGUUACAAUAAAAAUUUUUUUUAGAUGCCCCUGUAAAUCAUAUGGAUUACAUUUAUGUAUUUCAAUGAAUGGAUAGAAAUGGUGAGAGAAUGUUAAACAUAUCAUCUUAUAUUUUUCAAAGAUGAAUUAAAGUCUUAUGUGUUUGGAACGACAUGAGGGUGAGUAAAUUAUUUUCUUUUUUGUAUUCAUAUUUAGUUGUUUUCUUUAUGCAUGUGAUGUUUUUUGUGAAAACUUGCCGCUAUCUGUAUUAACGUGUCCAUGGCAACAGUAAAACAUUAUAAAUGCAAAGUCGCUGUCAUGAAACACUUAGGGGUUUCCCUUACCUAAGAAAAACAGGAUUAUAUGCAACCUGUCAUUCCCAUAGGUAAGAGGAAAUCAUACAUUAAGUCUCGUAUGUUAAGGGAAAAAUUAAGGUGCUUUAUGCAACCGGCCACUGGAGAGCAAGUUGCUUAUCGGCUCAAUCCCAGGCAAAUAUGUCAAUUCAGUAGAAAAAUCGCUCCUCUUUAUUACAUAAGGAUCACGUCCAACACAUGAUUUGAUUUUCUGUUGAUACUUUUCUCUUGUAAUGGUGAUUAAAACAGUACAGAUGGACUUUCCUCCAUCUCUUCCAUUCUGCUUUUCACUUCCUGCCCUCCAUCUGCAUUUCGCGUGUCAUCAGAAUUACGUGAUUGCAAACAAACUAUCAGGUGAUUUAAGUCCAUUAACUCUCAUUCUGACGGACUCCCUCACCAGUGCACAGUGACGGCGCUACACCGGGGCUAGGGGGGCUAUGGACUAGGUGCACAAGAUGGCGUGGGUGAGCUUCGGCAACGUGAGUAUGUGUAUGCUUACUUUCGGUCUCUGCGGCAUUCACAUUUACUGUAAGGGGAAACUUGGCUAUAUAAUUUUUUUUCAAAAUAAAUAGCGGAUAGUGGUAUAUCAAAGAUCCUUCUUGUAUUAUUGCGUACCUCUGUUUGGAAAUUCAUCAAGAUACAACGUGGCGAUUACUUCAUUCUUUCUUAUGUUUAUGAUGCGGUUCAGCAUCAGUGGUUUGUCAAAAUCCACGGCGAUCUUGUCAUUCAAACACAAACCACUCAAAUGUGAAACGCUGCACAUUUUCAAAGACUUGAUUUUAUUCUGAUUGCUGUGUCAUGACCUGGACAUUCUCCUUGUGCUUAGAACAACUCUUUCUAAAAGAUCUGAUCAGAUCAUGAGGUUUGUGACUGUCAAAGAGAUGCUCAGAGAUUUCUGCAUUAUGGACCCAAUGUAUGUUUUAUUAACUUAAUUUCGUAACAUUAUUUGUAACUGUAUCUGUUUAACAAUUUAAUUAGGCUAUGUAUUUAUUAAAAGAUUGGUGUGUGCAAUUCCCUACUGUGUUUUUAUAAAUAUGUAUCUGUUUUGUGAAAAUGAGCAUCUGUUACACAAAUAAUUAUCUGUCGGGUGUCUAUAAGCAGUGCAUACACUAUAUUUUUACAGAUUAUUUACAUUUAUUAAAAAAAAUAAUACAAAACUUUAAAUCUAUAACUAUUGUCUCUUUUUGUCUCAAAUAUAUCUGAUGCAAAGAUAACUGUGUAAAUGUAAAAUGUUAAAAUAUGUUGUUAAAUGUUGAUGGAACAAACUGAUUCAUGUGCAGAAUUGAGAAACGGAUAUUCAUAGCCCCGUUUCCAUGGCAGGAAGAUCAAUUGAUGUCUCACAAGACAAUGUAUUUCAGUUAAAAACAAACAAACAAACAAACAAACAAAGUAAUACAAACAUUUUUGAGAAAUAAGUCAUCUAUAAAUUUACAUAAUUGGUAAGGAAAAAAGUAAUCUAUGUGAACACACCAUGAGUUCGUCAACUUCCAUUUUGUGAACAGUAUAGAUUGGUAUAUUUCAUUCAUUCACCGGACCCAAACAUAGGUAAGUUUCAAAUGCCACUGGCUCAAUUAACACAAACAGUAUAGUAAUAAUAGUAAUGACCUUAGUUGUAUUUUAUGUAAUAUUAUAAAUCCUGUAAACAUGAAUAGAAGGUAAUCUUAAAAGUCAGAAUCAAGGCCAGAUUUAAUCAUGGAAAUCCUUCAAAAUCUCUUUGAGUUAAAGCAAAGUAGAAUAGAAGUACAGUUUAUGUGGGUUCCAGCCCAUGUGGGAAUUAAAGGAAAUGAAGAAGCAGAUAAAUUAGCUAAGCAAGUAGUAGAUGAUGAAAUGGUAGAAAUUGAACUACCACAUAGUAUAAGAGAAAUAAGAUCAGUAAUAAAAGAGAAAGUGAUUAAAAAGUGGCAAGAGUAUUGGGACAAUGAGAAUAAAGGGAGACAUUUAUAUGCAAUAUAAAAGAAAGUGGGAAAAGGUAGAAAAAGUGGGAGAAAUAGGAGGGAGGAAAGUAUAAUUACAAGACUAAGAAUGGGGCAUACAGGUUUGAAUAAAACAAUACUGUAAUGGAGUUGAGGCGGAAGCCGAAGUAGAAUCCAUAUGCAGGGUCUAUUAAACAGUUCCACAAUCCAAACUCAGUGUCAGCAAGGCAAGCGGUGAGGUCGAUACACAAGGAGGCAGUCCAAACAGGCAAAAGUGCAAUCCAAAAGAGAAGUCAAGAGAAACAGGAAAACCGGUCAUACACAGGAGAAAUAGACAGUGAUACAAACGCUUGGUAAGGCAGGGUAAACUGGCAAUACUUCACAAAGAUGCAAUGUGGUGGCCAGGUUAAUAUGGCUGCCAAACAGGAAGUAGCUGCAGAGAAAGAGCUCACAGUCAAAACUCAGGCGAGAGCUCCCUCUGCUGGCGUGGUGUUACAAAUACAUUUAAUAUCUAAACAUCCAACGGGACUGUGUGAGAAAUGUGGACAGAGUGAAACUGUAGAACAUGUGAUUAUUAAUUCAUUAACCCUGCUGUUGCUGGAAUCCAAGAUGGCGGCACGUCUAUGUUUGUGUUGAAUGGACCUUCCCUGUGAUUAUCUGCUGAUUGCGUGUGGACUUGCAUAACGAAAGGGAAGACGCUGGACAGCUUUAUCCCUUCGGCGUGGGACAUGGUUUGUUGGCCAACUCUGCUGAUCGCGUUUGGGCUCUGAUAUCGCUACUAAGGAAGGGAAGGUGCUGGCCCAUUGGGUUUAAUGGAUUACGUCCUCAUUCGCUAAGGAAAGUGCUUAUUUUACACCGUAACGCAAGUGGCUUUGUCCAUUUAGCGUUUUGAUAAAUUGGUUACCGGUCGAUGCUUUGAUGGUGAUCCUUUUCUGUUUGCUUUCUCUUUUCGGCACCUGGACGUGAUUUGGUGUUGGAGUGGAUCUCCCUUCUGCUUCGUGGCGUCGGGCAGCGUUUCGUGGGAAAAGGGCGAGUUGAAGUGCCCUAGACUACGCAUCAGCUAGAAGGAUUCGAAUGAUUUUUUUGAGGCUGUCAACCCAGUCGGACACUUGAUGGACAAUGCUGUACAUUACUUUUAAUUGUGCGGCUCUAGUGGCCUUACUUUUUCUUAUAUUCAACCAGGGAAACAUCGGUUACAGGUAUGACUCACUCUCCCAGUCACAUCACGAUAUUCCUGUAACUUUAAAAUCGACAAAUUGGACAAGUGGUGUAUACACAAACUUUUAUGUUCUCUGGAACUGCCGAUUGAAAUUACUGCUUUCAAAUUUUGUGUAUGAUGACUCUAUGUCUGCUCAAACAAAAAAAGAACCCAGCAUUGUUAACCAUUUCACUUGUUCAAAUUCAUCUGCUAGAAAUGUAAAUCAAACAGUAAGGCGAUGGAGUUUUAUAAUUCUUAUGUUAUUGUUAUCAGGAAAUGUUUUGCCAAAUCCUGGUCCUUAUAAUGAUACUGCUUCGAUUUUUAAAGUUCCUGCCGAUCUUACAUCCAGAUCAUGUCUAGGUUUUAUCCAUAUGAAUGUGAGAAGCCUGCUUCUCAAAUUGGACUUGCGUAUCUGGGCAAAAAAUACCAGUGUUGACAUUAUAGUAAUUUCUGAAACAUGGCUUAAUAAAACGGGGGGGGGUAGCAGUUUAUGUUAAGGAUAGAUUCGAAGUUGGAGUGUUACUUUCUGUCAGUAGUUAAAAAAUAUGAAUUAUUAGCUUUAAACCUGAUUGUUUCCAAACCUUACAUCUUACAGUAGUUGGCUGUUACAGACCACCAUCAGCUAGUAAUGAUGCCAUUUCCUCUCUGAUGCACUCGGUGACUUCCUUGAAUUACAAAGAGCCGGUCCUUCUGGGUGAUUUUAAUGUGAAUUGGCUGCAGUCGGCAUCUGAUAGUUUUAAAGCAAUCUGUAAUACUCUUAAUCACUUUCAGUUAGUUGAGACAACUACUAGACCUAAUUUGAAGGAUCGUAAAAAGUCCACAUUAAUUGAUCUCAUUUUUAGUAAUGCUCCCCAUAAGUACUCUUUAGCUUCUGUAUAUGCUAACGAUGUUAGUGAUCACUGUGUCGUUGCCAUAGUCAGAGACACCAAAUUACCUAAGUAUAAACCACGUAUUAUCACUAGACGAUGUUUGAGACACUUUAAUGAACAAGGUUUUCUUCUUGACGUAGCACAUUACAACUGGGAUAGGAUUUUUCUUAUCCCUGAUGUUGAGUCUGCCUGUAUAUAUUUCUAUGAUGGUUUUAUAUCGAUCAUCAAUAGGCAUGCACCUUUUAAAAAAUUCCGUGUUAAAGGUUGGGAAAAUCCCUGGUUUUCUGAAGCCCUAUCUGCUCUUAUCCGUGAGCGUGAUGUUGCUUGGGCAAAAGCCAGACAAUCUGACUUAAGCUCCGACUGGAUUUAUUUUAGGCAGCUUCGGAAUAAAUGUACAGUCGCUAUCAGAAAGGCUAAGGCUGAUUAUUUCACUGCAAAUUCUACUCUUAAUGCAAAUAAUCCCAAGAAAUUUUGGCAAAAUAUAAAGUUGAUAACAGGUAGUAAAAACUCCUCUAGCUUUCCUUUAUGUAUAAAUAUGGAUUCCACUAACAUAUCAGAUAAAGAACAAAUGCUGAAUUGUUUUAAUAAGCAUUUUGUUGCCUCCGGGUUUUUAUUUGAAUAACAAAAUUUAGCAUGUUCUGAUUCUGAUUUUAUUAAUGUUGAAAGUCGUUUAAAAAAGGAUGAAUUUAGAUUUUAACAAAUUAAGAGUUCUGAUGUUUAUAAAGCACUCAAAUUGCUUGACACUAACAAACCACCAGUCCCUGACUAUGUGGAAUCUGUUUAUUUGAAAUUAGCAGCUGACUUUAUCACAUCUCCUCUGACUUAUAUUUUUAAUCUUUCAUUAAAUACCGGUGUCAUUCCGGGAAUCUGGAAAUCAGCUUUUGUUGUUUCUCUAUUAAAAGGGGGAGAUUCUACUAUAUUAGAUAAUUAUAGACCAAUUUCGAAGCUCUGUGUUUUAUCAAAGAUCUUAGAAAGCCUUAUCAGUGAACAGUUGACAUGUUAUUUGAACGUAAACAAAGUGUUGUCUUUUAAUCAAUCUGGGUUUCGUAAAAAACACAGUACUACAACAGCUGCA